Messenger RNA from Caenorhabditis sp. 36 PRJEB53466, 987 nucleotides. Lineage: Eukaryota; Metazoa; Nematoda; Chromadorea; Rhabditida; Rhabditidae. The record is from the annotation of a GenBank genome assembly.
AUGCAAUCGAUUCUGAACGAGGAUUCCAUCGUUUUCGACGAACCACACAAGAGAUACCUUCCCGGAGACUCGGUCUCCGGAUACAUUUUCUUCAACACACCAAGCUCGAUUCGAGCCCGUCAUCUCAAAGUGACGUGUGAAGGAGUGGCGCGUACCGGCUGGAGAAACAACGAGAAACGCGCCGAGAUGAAGUUGUUCUCCGAGGAACGUACGGUUUGGCGAGCGCUCGGCAAAGAGGUUGGUUUCGAAUGUGUUGUGCUUGGUUCUACUUUAUCCUAAAUCUUUCAGAAGCAUAUACCAGCUGGCGAGAACUACUACGCCUUCAAGUUUGUGCUCCCGAAGACCAGCUCGCCGAGCUUCGUUGGAGAAUUCGGAAGCGUCGAGUAUCAGGUCAAAGUGUCGUUGUCCCGUUGGUGGUGGUUCAAUGCGAACGCCUCGAAACCGAUAAUAGUCGCCGGAAAAGCGUGCAUCCCACGCUCAUUGGCUCUUUCAUUGAAGCGCUUCGACUUCCACGAUACCGUCCACUUCGAAACCGGCGGAUGCCUCAACAUCUACGGCCACAUCCCGCUCCGAUUCUACGCGCUCGACUCGUUCCCUCUGGUUAUCACCGUCGAGAACCGGAGCCCCAAGAACAUUCCGUCCCUCGACUUUUAUAUGAGCCGCUUGUCGCACUAUCACGCCCGCGCACAGGAUCAUCUUUGCGAUUCGGCGGAGCGGUGUCGGCUGGAUCGAGACGAAAAGGAGCGGUUGAACGUGAAGCACUCGUCGAAGGCCAUCGUACACGUGGAAUUGGAGUUGAACAUUUUGGCGAUGGGUCGCUUGACGAAACAGUUCGAGGUGCCGUGUCGACGUGGCGGUAUUGUGGCGCCGUUCAACAAUUCGCUAAUAUCGAUGAGGUACAUGAUGCACGUGGCCAUCCCGCGCGUCUUCGACUUGUACCCAAUCAGCGGAGAGAUCGGAAAGGACGAACCUGAGGAGGAUGCUUAA